Messenger RNA from Emiliania huxleyi CCMP1516, 585 nucleotides. RefSeq lists its product as hypothetical. The coding region runs from base 1 to 585 and encodes 194 amino acids. The record is from RefSeq and is a predicted model, not a curated record. NCBI's taxonomy places the organism in Eukaryota, Haptophyta, Isochrysidales, Noelaerhabdaceae. The transcript has a single exon.
AUGUCACGUCGAUGCGAGGUGCAUGCGUUCGACCCGACCAAAAGGCUGCGCAGGAGACACGAGCAGUACGCUGCAGGCCGCAGGCCGAACCUCACCUUCCACUACGCAGGUCUUGGCGUUGGCGCCGGUGGAAGCGCAGCCAGCCUCGUAUCGGGCACCUACGGCGCGCUCGACAGCCAGAGGAUCAAACCGCUCAGCGCGCUGAUGCAAGAAAGUGGCCAUAUCGGUCGCCAGAUCGACAUGCUGAAGAUCGACUGCGAAGGAUGCGAGUGGGAGUCAUUUAACGACAUCGCGGUGCGGACACCGACGCUGCUGCAGAAAGUGUGUACGAUUGUGCUGGAGGUGCAUGUUGCAACGCAGCUGCAGAUGGGCAGCCAGGCGCAGCUGCGCCUCAUGGCGGCUUUCUGGCGGCACUACAUCGUCGAGGCUGGCUUCCGGAUCUGGUACGUCCAUCGCAACACCGGCAAUCCGCUGGGCGUUGAUAGCCACGUCCAUCCGCUGCUCGUCACGUUGGGAAUGGACGAGGCCGUAUGCUGCUUCGAAAUCGGCCUGCACCGCCCGGGCUGCGGUACCGUCAGUCAGUGA